Amoebophrya sp. A25 is the source of this 8202-nucleotide messenger RNA. The record is from the annotation of a GenBank genome assembly. NCBI's taxonomy places the organism in Eukaryota, Dinophyceae, Syndiniales, Amoebophryaceae.
AAACGGUUUAUCUUAGCGAGCUGUCAUUCAGUUGUCUAGCGAAACCUCUGGCGGCAUGUGCAUUUGGAUGGCCAGUGGUUUUGGAGGCUGCAAUUGAUUCGCAUAUGACGCGUCACCCUGCCGCUUUCUCGUGCCGGUAGUGCUGCCCACGCGGUGCGGCAGGCACGUGCACCAGUGCAGUAUUGUUUAUUACCUGGCAUUCAGCACAGAGUUGUCGAGGAGGUGGUGUUGCGUCUGCUAGAAGUCGUGGGAUGAGGCGCGUUGGAGGAACUAAUCAGAGGAUACAGCAACACCUCUCGUACCUAGCGGGAUUUGCAAACCCCUCCGGAAUACUACUAUGAUUCUAGCCAUAUCGGCUAAUAAGAAGAACAAGAAGCGACGACGAAGCACGAGAUAUAGGACAUAACAGGAGGACCGACGCCCACAUGUAGUUGCGCUCUGGGUCAUCUUUCUUUCUGGAAAGACAGAUGCAGAAUUGCUUAAACAGAAUAUAGAAGUACUAGGAACAGACGUUGGCGGCCAAAUUGCGCUCUUGUUCUGCUCUCCUGGAAUUAGAAGGAGGAACAUCCACACGAGGCUCAUAACGCAAGAUAGUAGUAGAGAAGCAGAUUCGGCAGAAUGAAUCAUUCUCCAGCACAAGUUUCACAAUGGCUGUCAUCCAUGUUGAACAUUAUUCCUGGGGACAUCCUGUCCCUACUCGCGCAGCGCGUGAAAACCACCCAAGUCUCUGUUAAGGGGACAAGUAAAUCACUAACAUCUCUUAAAUGGGUUAUCGUCUGAAAGGGUUUCCUAUGAUUCCUUUGAUGGUGCGUAUAAUGUAAGGGGAACAAGGAAAUCAGGAACCUACUACCUCUAAUUCGGGACACACCUUCAGCGGGAUGCUCAACAACCACGAGUUCUUCAACGAGAUGGGCAUAGAGGGCCUUACCAUGCUUCAUUGUACUGAAUUUUUAAGUCACAUGAUUCUAGGAUUAUUGCUAUUUUCAAUUUCAUCUCUACAGAGAGGGCUCGUGCUCCCCUGCUUUGACAUUUGAGAUACUUCAUAAGGACGAUAGGGUUAGCAGCAGUUGAACUUCCUCAUAUUAUCUCUGUAUGAAUAGCGCACAGGCCAUAAAAGCAGGUUCUCGAAUCAGGAAGGUUUGGCACCAGGAUUUCCCAGAUACCCGGCACAUCACAUUAGACCGCAGACCAAACCAUACCAGAAUUAAGGCUCAUGAUGAUUUGUUGUUUCAACAAACGCAGUAGAAUCAACUUCAAUUAUCAAAGACAACAUAAGGAGUACUUCUACUAAAAUACGUGGUCUACUUCUGUUCAGUUCAAUAUCACUUCGCUUCUACCAUAACACUAGAGAUAUCAGAAUAACUGGGGGAAAUCAUAGGUCCGACCCGAGUGGACUAACAUCAUCGUGGAGUCAAUGGACUUUCACAAGUUGCUUUUUUCGUUUUGCUUCUGAGGAUCCUCUGAAGGAUAGAGUCGUGAAUUUUUUAAACGCGAGGAAGUUAACCAUUGUAAGCUCUAACAGGAGAGACGCGAACCCGCAACCACAGCAUCAGCAGAUGCAACCAGGAGGUGCAGCUGGAAUGCGGCCACCCGCAGGAAGAAAUCCAAUGAGCAGGGUACUUCUAGAAGGGGGAGUUUGUACUUCUAGCAGAGGAGGUGGGUACUUCUACUAGAGUAAGAGGGUAAAAAGUACUUCUACUGGAGGGAGUCGUUAUUUCUAUAAUUGAAGGAGUAGAGGGUGUCUAGAACUUGAACUAGUUUUUUCUACUCCACAAAAAGAACCCACUAUGUAUGAUAUCAUCUCCAGAUGCAUCAUCCAGACGGUGAGGGGUCAGGCGACCCGCGAGCACACACGUAUACAGCAGAUACGAGCGAUAGAUAUCAGAGUCGGCGUUUCCAGUCAGCCGAUGGGCGCAUGCCAGGCGGAGGGCCUAGUGGCAUGAGUGGAAUGCAAAAUGUGCCGGGCGGGGGCGUGCCCAUGUCCGGGGGCGGACGGGACCCGAGUCAAGGCAUGAUGAUGACAAAUCCAGCGGCUGUAGGAGACCCGCAUUCAGUUGGAGGCGGCGGCCGAUACGUAGAUAGCGCGGCAGAUGCGCGACGGAUGCAGGAAUCAGACAGGGAGCAGGCAGCUGCUCGAGAAGAAAACAUGCGCCUCGCACACCAAAUACAAAAGAUGUACUUAUUCUGAAAUCAUACUUGCUCAUCGUUGCACAACUGUCAUUGCAGUCUUUCCCAGUCGUUGAUUCAUUGUAAGCACGACAAGUUGCGAUUGUAAGCACUAGAAAUACUGUUGUUGUCUUUCUUUUCAGGCAAGCGCAGCUUAGUGACCUAACCGAACGGUUGCAGGACAUGCAGAGGCAGCGGGACGAAGCUAUCAACAAGGUGUCAUUAGCUUUACUGUGGAGAAAAACUUUCUGAUUCUAGGUCUAGACGGAAAUUCUCAAUGAGUCAGUCAAUCAAUCACUCAGUGACCAGCCAAUCAAUUUCAUAUCAUCUUUUCUUUCAUUGUAAAACAUGCAAGCUCCUUCUUUGACUGAAAUCGUCAUGAAUUGUAAAGCUUCAGCUUGCGAAUUUGAUUAUCUCAUCAAUUACGACUACAGCAGCGAUCUCUAUUUGUUGUCAAUAAAUCAGCUUGAUAUGAAGGAGAGUUCGAUGCGUGCGCGGGAAGAGGAGCAUGCACGGUUUCUGGACUAUCCGCGGCAAGUUUUUGAGACCGUUUGUAAUCAUGCCGGACUUGACAAGGCAGCGAUGUAUCCGGCAGUCAGGUUAUGACUUCUUUGUAGUAGAACUACUUUGCAAUAUCAUCUACACGUAGCUUGUAUUUUCGUCAGAAGCUUUAGAACCAUUGUCCCUCCUUUAGCUUUAGGUGUGCAGAGGAAAGACCUGGGCAUUGCCGAGACGAGUUUCCACCAUUGAAUGAUUAGUAAGUACUAACUCUCACCAAGAAGACUUUAGAUUGAAGUCUCAAGUCUAAGAUAGGAGUAUCUCCAGCCUGUGACGAGAGGAUCAGCACGGCCUGGGUCACAGAAACGGCCCGCGGAUCCGAGGCAGAUAGACAUGCGAAGGCAACCUCCAGGAGCCCCAGAGGCAGCAUAUUCGGCACCAUCACAGCCGCAACUCGGAGGCAGAAUUGUCGGCGAUCCGUACUACGAUACUAGCUAAUACAAGCUAUGUGCUGGAGGUUCUAGAAGUGUCAGGAAUUGUUCUCCCUUAGAAGUGUCAUAAUAAUUCGAAACAUAUGUCCCUUCAUCCAGGGAGUCUCUGGAUGGUAUUUUGUAAAGCAUUGCGUAUCUCCCAACUCAUUCAGGUUUAAGUGUCACUAUAAAGUUCCCAAGUAACUUCCUCACACUAUUGCCUACUUGAUGAGACCUCCGGUGACUGAAAUCAGGGCUGAAAUAAGGGCUUACUCUUAGCUAGAUGCAAUUUUUUCGCUAGGCUUAAUAGAUAAUUUCUUGCUAGUCUCCUUUCGACUUACUUUACCUAUUCAUCAACCCAACACACAUAGCACCAAGGUAACCGUCAGACCAUUGGACCAGCUUCAGAGCGGAGGCUACAAUAGUCAAUACUCUUACAUCUUCUUCGAGGGGAACAGCUUAUAAUUACUAUUACUAACGUGAAGAAGAAUUAUCAACGUGGAGAAGAAUAAGUGGAGGGCAGAAGGAUAAGUGGAGAAGGAUGCGCAUACUAAGGGCCUACGCAUACUAACGACAUCGUUGCUGCCGGUAGUGCCCUGGGGGUCGGAGACGUGGGCGCUAACAGUAAGGACCAGGGCCGUGCUCGACGCGUGGCGGGGUAAGAAGCUAAGACCCUGCAGAGGAGCCACGAAAGCGGGCCGCAGUAGGGCGGUGGGCUUACUGGAGAAGGCCGAGCAGGGGCCGCCCAGCUCCAUGGCCGAGAAGAGGCGCCUCGGGUGCGUUGGGCACCUGGUGCGAUAUCCCCGGGAGAGGUGGGCGAGGGUAGCCCUAGCAGUGGAGGGCGACACAGCAGCAGCAGGAAGAAAGGAGCACCGCGAGCAACCUACCGACUCGGCUUCUGACCGCAGAACGAUAGGAGCACAACUGGCGAACGCCGUAGGCAGAGGCCUCGGGUCACAAGUAGCAAGCCAGCAGCCUACUCGGCCUAUAUCAGGAUCAACAGGAACAGGCGAAAGACCGCGAACAAUCCAGCAACAAGCUAGGCUAGCGGGUAGAAGUCGUCGGGGAAAUCUUAGGCAGGUCGCCGAGUAGAUUAAUGCCAUCAAGUGGAGAAGCAUAAUUACUAAGGAAGGCACUUGCUUCCUUCAGUUCACGUAGUGGGAACUUCCCAAGUGUCACUUAACGUAACGCGAAGUCUUCCUCAACACUUCACUAACGUGUAACUUCCCAAGUGUCACUUAACGUAUCUUCAUUACAACUGAGUCUCCUAACUCAUUUUUGGUUAGGCAAACAGCUUAGCGACCCGUCUUUCCUGCCCUUCUGACCUUCUCAGCUCGUCAGGGAUGUUGAGGGAGUUGGAAGGGAUCGCCAUUUGCCUAGCUAGGCAGUUGUUGUGGGAGUCGACCUUGCAGUCGGCUGCCAUUUUGUCGCUACGGUGGUUACGAAAGGCCAUAUCAGGGGCACUCACAUUCAUUACAACUCAGUCUUCCAACUCGUUCAUAGCAGAACCUUGUUCUGUCAACUUGAUGGUAGGGAUGUUUGAAGGAUCUGACUUGCAGUAUGAUGAAGGCGAUCUAGAGAUACACUUUUUUCAUUCCAAGGAAUGCAGAGUACGUUUGAAGAUCCAACCGAAAUUGUACAUUGAAUCUAUAGGUCCAUCGAUAGUCUUACUAAUAUCUCGUAUGGUGCGGUCGUGCAUUACAACUCAGUCUCCCAGUUCAUUCAGGUUUGACCCCAAGUCAUUCAGGUUUGACCCCAAGUCAUUCAGGUUUGACCCCAAGUCAUUCAGGUUUGACCCCAAGUCAUUCAGGUUUGACUAGAAGCACUUUUCGAUGCCUAGCUUGUCUAGAAGCACUUUCAGAUCUCGUCUCUACGGUCAUCAGGAAAGUUAGCAACAGGGACAUACGCAUGCACUCAGGUUUGACCCGAAAUCGGAAGCGGUACUUACUGGCGCACAGCAAAGACGACAGGCACCACCGCCGCCGCCACCGCAGCACCAGGAGGAGCCACCACAAGCGCGACCUGUGAAUCCCUUCGAUGAUGUCCCAGCAUCAGCCCAUAUGACAGAAAAGUGAUUGCUCAUAGUACUCAAAAAACUAGUAGGUUUUCUACCACUGAACUUAGCACUUAUGAUAUUCUGGAUCCUACUACCCAUCUCUCCAGUCUCUAGUUUUUUUGUGCCAGUUUUAUUCUGGUGCCUGCUCAGUUCUCUGAAAAUUUAUGAGUAGUCAUUCUGGUUGCCCUUUCAUCAUGGAUCACAGGAUUUUACAAGGGAACAAGCCACAGGAGUCACCUCCAGGAGAGAGGACGACGAGCAGUCGUGGUACUUUCGAAUAUGCUUGCAAAUAUCGCAGGUAGAUCUUUUUUUACGAGAACAUGUCGUUCCCUAGAGUUUAGGGGACGAAAAAGGUAGAGCUGACCGAACAGCCUGGCCCUUUUUCGUCCCUUUAAUAGAGUAGUGCUUCAAUUGAGACCACUAAGUAGGACUCAGAAGUGUCGUGCCAGUACUUGUUUAUGCAACAACCAGGUGGCGGAGGGCAAGGCGCCCCGCCCGCAGCUCCGGUGGAACAAUUAACGAAAAAUGGAAAAUUCAAUCCGAGUUUUGAAGCAAGUGAGGAAUUGCGACCUCGUGCAGAGGAAAAGAGUGCUUCGUCGUCAUCGAGGCCAGCGCCAAAACCGAAAAUAGCAUUAUGAUUAGCGCUUAUUCAUCUUCUCUCUCAGUGCCUCUUUAGUAUCCCUCUGCCCGUUGCGUAGAAAAGUACAAAUAUGUAUUUUAUGGGCACCAAGAUGGGGGGGCUGAGAUGACAAUGGUCUAGCGCGGUCUCUCUAAUAGCAGCGGCAGUAGUGUCGAACGCACGAGCAAACGGAAAGUCACCUCGCAAGAUCAUCGACUGGAUCAAAUCCUUGCCGGAUGCCUUCGUCCCGGAAAGAGUGAAGGAUCAAAUGGUACCCCGUUCGAUAUUGACUGUUCAUGAUUAUCAAACAACUGUUUGUUCGUGUACUUAUGAUGCAGGAAAAAGAAAGCCGAAAAAAUGAUAGUAAGUGCCGAGGCCUUUGUUUCUAUUAUGAGGAAGAACUCGCCCUCCAACUCGUAUCUAUUCUUACAAUAAUUUCAGUGCGGACACGUCGACGGCCGUGGCAUCGAUGGGUCGCAAUUUACUCAGCUUGUAAUGACAAAUCAACUAAGUGCGAUCGGUGUUGUUUCGCCGUUGCAGGUAUCAAAAUUAAGGGUUUCCGCAUUACAUCCCGCACGCCCGUCCCUGGCUUUUUUUCUAGUAGAAAAGAAGCCAGGAUUGAAGUAUGUGCUGAAGAGGGUAAAAAUUCCGUAACCUCUAACAAAGAUAGUUAAGGCAUGGAAAAACGUGUUGGCAGAAGACCAGAUGGCCAAUGCAGCAAUGGAGACGGCAAACGCGAAUAAUCUGGUGGACAAAAAAGCUGUCAAGCUAAUUUGUUGAGACGUAGAACAAGAUCACACGAAGGUAGGUUGUAGAUUCAGUUGCAUGAUGCUUUUUAUCUUCCUGGUGCGUGGAGAGCAAUCUUGCCUAUAUCUGCACUAGCAUUAUUAUGCCAAUCUUCAGUGUAGAAGAAUCUGGUGUGACAGUGAUGUCAACUUCACAGAGAUUGAUUGGAUGCUUUCACCCGUCGUGAUGUAGACAGUUGGAUUGCCUCUUCCGCUUGGCCGUCCGGACAAGGGCCAUUUGCUUAAAAAGAGCAUCAGGAGUCAGGUGAAGAACAGAAGACAAUGUCUGUGCGAUGAUUUUUAAGUGCGAAUGCUAUGUAUUUCCUCCGACAGAUACUACUUACUCUUAAUAACAAGCCCACUGUUUAAGAGGUCUAACUGAAUGUAGACACGUGACGUAAAUGGUCCUCUUUGGGUUACAAAACUUUUCCCUCUCCGACUGGUUCUUCAGUGACUCUAUGAUGGGCUUUCGCACCUUCAUCGCAAGACCACGCUUCAUGUGCAAAAUCUUGAGUUAAUUGGUCUGACCUUGUAAUAACCACAUUGUUUGAUUAUAUAAUCUUUUUAGGUUGGAAAACAAACACACUUCAAGAAUACAUAGAUAAUCCUAUGCCAUGGAGUCAACUCAGUAUUGGAUGUCGAUUCGAAUUGGACAAGUUCAGUAAGUAUACUACGAUCGUCAAAUCCUUUCAUAUUCUAGUUUUUUUCGUUCUUGCGGAUCCAUAUUGACUGUUUUUGUUGUGCCGUCCAACAUCAAGAUGAAGUAUUUUUCAGUUAUCCAGUUCUUUUUGUGGUCAAUAUCAAGGUAGCAAGCAUCCUCCUCUCUUUCAACGAACGUCAAUGUUUAUUUAAUAUAUCGGUCCGUUAUUUGGUCACAGAUCUGUUUCGGUUUCAUAGAAAUUUGGGUUCCCUAUGAGUGUUAGUAUCAUGUUAUCGUGCAAACGUGUCGACAAUAAGACAGGUAGUAUCUACUUCUAUCAUCUAUAGAACUAGUUUGAUUUUUUCUGAGCAAGGAGGGCACAGGGUGCUCUAGCACGGCAGCGCACCGACACUCGCUCUUCAGGGCUGCGCAGUUCGUUAGAGGCAAAUAUUUUGGUAGCCGUCUGGCGGAGGUUGUGUUGGCUCAGUCCAAAACGACGACCAGAAAACGAGAACUUACCUCUUGACAAGAAUGCCGGCACUAGAGGAGCGGUCUGUGAGUGUCAGGAAGAUAGAACAAAGUUUCUUCUCCUGAUUACAUCCGGAUUACAUUUUGAGUCCUGCUCUUGUGCUUGAAAUUUAUUUUCUGCGAUAGGUUGCUACACCAUCUACGAUCCAUCUACGAUAAAUAUCAGAGCUGUUCUCCGACAAAAACCAGUGACAAGAAGAAGAAGGAUAGACACUGACUGUUCUAGCUUCUAGAGGAACGAGCGAGUGCAAUGUAAUUGCCUUCUUCUCUGUUUUUGCGGAAUGAAUAGAUACGAGGUUCUGUGAACCCGCGCUAGUUUUUCUACAAGGCAGGCCACGCCCCUGUCUUCUCUUUGAAUUCGUAAGUCCGGGCCACGACCCCGAAGCAAGCCACGCGAGUAAAUGUUUGGCGGACUUGUAGACAAGUAGGCAACAAAAAAA